AUUGUUUCUUCUGAAGUGUUUUUGUGUGGUUGUGGAAAACAGACGCGAGCUUGUGAAAAAAUACACAAAAAACAUAAAAUUCUAUACAGAAGAACUAGAAAAAUUAUUAAAAAUAAUUUGUAUUAAACAAAUGAAUAAAAAACUAAUAAAAAUAUAAAAGAACUUAAAAAAAAGUACAAAAAAAAUAAGAAUUAUAAAAAAGUUUGUGGGUGAAAAAAAGAAACUAUUAAGAAGAAAAAAAGUGAAAAAAUCUAGUAUAACAAGAAAGAAAAUCCUAUAAGAUUUAUAGAGACAGACGCUUUUAAUAAUUUUCUAAUUAAUAUAUAGACAUUUUUAAUAACUUUUUUUAUAAACUACAAAAAAAGGAAGGUCUUUUACCCCGUGACCCAUAUUUUUUUGAGGCAGAUAAGUUUUUUUUUGUUUGUUGUCAAUUACAGCAAAGCGUGUGCAUUUUACCGCUACUGCACAAUAUUGCAGUAGCAGCGGCGUUUGCUGACUGCAGUUUUGGAUUACUUCUAAUCCCGGGAGUGUGUGUGUGUGUGUUUGUGUGUGUGUGAGUACAUUCGACUACAUCUAUCGGCCUUUGGUGCGUCCGUGUUAGAGCUAUAGCUGCAUGAUAUCGUUGAGUGCUUUACUAACAUCAUUGGGAGUUAUGAGCCAACAACAAAAUCAAAAUUUACAACAACAAGGUGCUAAUAACAACAAUCAAAAUCAAAACAACCAUCCACUGCAUAAUCAUAAUGCUGCUGUUGGAGGUGGACAGGCGGCUGCAAAUGCUGCUGCUGCUAUAGCAGCAAAUCAAAAUCCAGCUGCUGAAGGGAGCAUGGAAAGGGGCAGCUGCUUAUUACGUUAUGCCAGCCAAAAUUCUCUAGAUGAAAGUUCUCAAAAGCACAUACAACGACCCAACAGUAAAGAUCGUUGUGUGGGCCAAUAUCACAAUGAACUGCAUACCACGCGUUCAUUCGAAGCCAUGAACGAGAUGCGCAAACAAAAUCUUUUAUGUGAUGUAACCUUGGUAGCAGAAGAUAUUGAAAUACCUGCUCACAAAAUGGUAUUGGCCUCUUGCAGUCCAUAUUUCUAUGCCAUGUUCACAGGUUUCGAAGAAUCACGACAAGGACGCAUAACUCUACAGGGUAUAGAUCAUCAUGCCUUAGAGCUAUUAAUCGAAUAUGUUUACACUUCUACCGUAGAAGUUAACGAGGACAAUGUACAAGUUCUCCUAACAGCUGCCAAUCUUUUGCAAUUGACUGACGUCCGUGAUGCCUGUUGUGAUUAUUUACAAACACAAUUAGAUGCCAGUAAUUGUUUGGGUAUACGAGAUUUUGCCGAUAUGCAUGGUUGUGUUGAUUUGGUUAAUUAUGCCGAGACGUAUAUUGAACAACAUUUUAAUGAAGUCAUACAGUUUGAUGAAUUUUUAAAUUUAACCUCAGAACAGGUUAUAAAUCUUAUACGCAAUGAUCGUAUUUCUGUCGCUGGCGAAGAAAAAGUUUAUGAAUCUGUCAUCAAUUGGAUACGUUAUGAUCCCACAGUACGCGAUCAAUAUACAUCCGAGUUAAUGGAACAUGUCCGCUUACCGUUAUUGUCCAAGGAGUAUAUUACACAAAAUGUCGAUAAGGAACCCUUGUUGGAGGGCAAUAUCGUGUGUAAAAAUUUAAUUAUUGAAGCAUUAACAUAUCAUUUAUUGCCAAAUGAAAUCAAAACAGCUCGUACUAUACCUAGAAAACCAGUGGGCUUGCCUAAGAUUUUAUUGGUUAUUGGAGGUCAAGCCCCUAAGGCUAUACGUUCGGUGGAAUGCUAUGAUUUGAGAGAGGAGAAAUGGUAUCAGGCGGCUGAAAUGCCAAAUCGUAGAUGCCGCGCUGGUUUAGCUGUUUUGGGUGACCGCGUUUAUGCGGUCGGUGGCUUUAAUGGCUCUUUACGUGUACGCACUGUUGAUGUCUACGACCCAGCCACAGACCAAUGGUCUACUAGCAAUAGCAUGGAAGCUAGACGUUCCACUCUGGGUGUGGCAGUACUAAAUGGUUGCAUUUAUGCUGUAGGUGGUUUUGAUGGCACUACUGGUCUCUGUAGUGCCGAAGUUUAUGAUCCUAAGAAUGAAGUUUGGCGUUUCAUUGCCUCCAUGUCCACCCGACGCAGUUCGGUUGGUGUAGGAGUGGUUAAUAAUUUACUCUAUGCUGUGGGUGGUUAUGAUGGCUUCACCCGUCAAUGCUUAUCUUCGGUGGAACGUUAUAAUCCUGAAACUGAUAAUUGGCAUGCAGUGGCUGACAUGUCCGCCCGUCGUAGUGGUGCUGGAGUGGGUGUUCUUAAUAAUAUUUUAUAUGCUGUAGGUGGCCAUGAUGGUCCUAUGGUUCGUAAAUCCGUAGAAGCCUAUGAUCCAGAAACUAAUCAAUGGCAUUCUGUGGCCGAUAUGUCAUUCUGUCGUCGUAAUGCUGGCGUAGUGGCUCAUGAUGGUCUCCUCUAUGUGGUGGGUGGUGAUGAUGGUGAUUCUAAUUUAUCUUCUGUGGAAGUUUAUAGUCCAGAGACGGACUCGUGGCGUAUAUUGACAGCUUCAAUGACCAUUGGUCGCAGUUAUGCUGGUGUGUGUAUGAUAGAUAAGCCGAUGUGAAUAGAAGAGCAGGGUGCAUUAGCACGACAAGCGGCCAUUAUCUCUAUAAAUGGUAUUGUGGAUGAUGAAAAUAGUCAAGCUGAGGGAACAAUUGAAGGUGCUGUGGGUUAUGUACGCAAUGAUCAACAACAACAACAGCCACAACAACAAACACAAAAUAACAACGUAAAUCAGCAACAACAAUUAGCACAAGCACAGAUUCUUCAUCCACAUUACGAAAAUAUUUACGAAAGUAUAGAACAAUAUAAUGCAGCCGCUCAUGGUGGUGCAGUAGUUGGUGCAGUAGCAGUUGUUGGAGCAGCAGCUGCUGUAGCACCAAUUAAUGCCGCCAAUAAUGCUAAUGCCCCUGCCGAAGAACCACAACAGCAACCAGCUAUGAUACAACCCCAACCACAAGCUUCACAACAAGCAACAAAUAAUGAAAAUAAUACUCAACAACAAGCUAAACAAUCAAGACUGGCAGCCAAUAACAUAAACUAUCGCAAUGAUCUAUAUGAUCGUGCAAAUGCCAUUAACAUAAAUGCCAACCAAACGAAUGCAGGUCUAGCAGCAGCAUCAGCUGCUGCUGGCAGUAAUAAUAACUAUGAUAUACCAAGAUCUGUAAGAUCUGGUUUAGGAUUUCGAAGAAAUUUUCAAUUAGAUUUACAUGCUGCCAAUCCUCGCUUUAAUGCUUUUCGCUGUAACGGAGUGACUUGUAAUCAUUAUACCAGCUCCAGUUCAUCUUCCACCUCUUCUUCAUCAUGUCACCGCCAACGUAGUUUUGAUGAUACUGAAUCCCAAAACUAUUACAAUCUUAAUCAUUAUCAGCCUCCGGUACGUUAUGAAAACAUCUAUGAACAAAUACGUGAUGAACCGAUUUAUCGUAAUACCAAUGGAGCACGUGUUUAUGGCCGUUUAAAUGUUAUAGGUCAUGGUAUAGGACGCAUAGAACGUCAUUUAAGUUCCUCCUGCGGUAAUAUUGAUCAUUAUAAUUUAGGUGGCCAUUACGCGGUAUUGGGUCAUUCACAUUUCGGCACCGUGGGUCAUAUACGUUUGAAUACCGGUUCGAGUAUUAGCAGUACUAGUACUACGAAUAGUUCAAGUGUUACUUCAACUAUUAGUUGUAAUUCAUCAACUUGUGGUAGUAGUGGUGUUGCAGGUGCUGGCGGUGCAGCAACAGCAGCGUCAUCAUCGUCAUCGGCAAAUAUUCAAAGGGAUGGCGUUAAUAAUGUUAAGAAUAGUUCUUCGUCAUUCUUUAGCUGUUUGCAUGGUGAAAAUACUCAAAGUAUGAGUAAUAUUUAUAAAGCAUCCGGUAAUGGUGGUGGCUCCUCAUCCAUUAAUAGUCAUUUGAAUAUGGGCAGUAAUAAUUUAGCCACACCAAAUACUUCUAAAGAUCGUGAAUCUCGUGCCGCUUCCGCUGGCCCUCUAAUAAAUCCCAAUGCCAAUGGCAACAUAGAAACCACACCAACAUCAUCGACCACACGAACAACCGGCGCCAUACCCAAGAUAAAAUCACUAAAUCUAGGCUCGAAACAAAACUCCAAUACUUCACAACAAAAUUCCAAUACAACAACGACUGAAAAGACAACUGUAACUUCACUUAAGAAUGCACUCACUAAAAAAUCAUCAGCUUCAUCAUCAUCAUCAAACACUUCAGCAACAAUUGCAGCAAUGUCUGCAGGCCAAACUCAAAAAACACAAACAUCAGUAUCGAAAAGCUCAAGCAGCCAGAACUCAACAAUGGCUGAACAAAAUAACAGUACUUUAAAUCGUAUAUCCAAAUCAAGUCUACAAUGGCUGUUAGUCAAUAAAUGGCUUCCGCUCUGGAUGGGUCAGGGUACCGAUUGUAAAGUAAUCGAUUUUAAUUUUAUGUUUUCACGUGAUUGUGUCGAUUGUGAUGCUGCCUCAGCUGCAGCUCAAAUGGCCAAUCCUUAUGGGACACCACGUCUCACCGGCUUACCACAAGAUAUUGUACGUUUCAAUGCCCGAGCUGAAAUGCAUGCAGCAGCCACUACUUAUAGUAGAAGACAAAAUGAUCUUAAUACAUCCCGACCCAUGCACAACACUUUGAAUCGUUUAAGGGAGGCUGAACCAAGUCCUUAUGCCAGACGCUAUGAGGAUCCUUCGUAUGAAAAUGUACACGUUCAAUGGCAAAAUGGUUUUGAAUUUGGUAGAUCUCGAGAUUAUGAUCAUUCAAUUGCAGCGCCAGCAGCUACUGGACCCUAUCAAUCGCCAGCUGCUCAAAGAGCUCCUCUGCAAAGGGCACGUUCUGAAAGUCCCACAUUAAAUCAACGCAGCAAUGCCUAUGCCUCUAGACGUUUAAGGGCAGUAAAUAAUAAUCUAACAACUAAUCAAACUGUUAACAUUAAUCCUUCGUCCUCUUCGAAUGGCUCCAACAACAACAACAACAGUGUCAAAUUCAAAGAAUCUUAUCGUAAUUUUGAAAAGUCCUCAGAUAAUUCAAACAUUAAACCCAAUUUAAUGAAAGCAGAGACUUUAGAUGUAGUUGAAAGUGUUGCCACAUUAGCCCUGCCCAAGUUGGCGGUUUCUACUACAAACGAAUCUUCACCCUUGGAAGAUUUAGAAGGUGCUGUAGGCGGUUCAGUGGAAAUGAAAACAACAAAUGAACCUACACCCUCAACAUCCUCUUCAUCGGUGGCUUCCUCUAAUGAUAUGAAUAAUUUGGAUAUGGCUACCUUAUCGCCUGUUGCUCAACCGUCGAUUGAAUUGCCGGACAACGAUAAUAAUUUGCCAAUUUUAAUAAAUAAUUUAGAUAUUAAAUCAACUUCCACUACGAAUAGCGAACAAAAGGAUAAUUAAGUUUUAGGUUUUUUUGUUUUGGUUUCUUUUUUAAGUUAAUGCGUGUUUUUUUCUUGGAAUCGAAAAAUUAAGUUAUCAAUAAUGUUAUUAGAGAAAACUAAAGUUAUCGAUAGUUGCUGAGGAAAAACAAAGUUGAGAAUUUAAUAAUGUUUUUAAAGAAAUCUAAAGAUAUCGAUAGUUUCUGGAGAGAAGUGAAAAUUUUGUUGCCUUAAAAUUUUCAUUUCCUCCGAAGGGAAAAUUGCUAUCGUGAACUUGUUGUGAACAAUUCAUUCACAAUGGUUGAUUUUGUAUGAAACAGCUGUUUAAUGUUUACAA
This is a messenger RNA of Lucilia cuprina (Australian sheep blowfly), 5716 nucleotides long. RefSeq names its product ring canal kelch protein (gene kel). Gene Ontology annotation, molecular function: protein binding. Lineage: Eukaryota; Metazoa; Arthropoda; Insecta; Diptera; Calliphoridae. The record is from RefSeq and is a predicted model, not a curated record. The transcript has 8 exons.